UUCUGCGCUCUGUUAUCAGGGUGUGGGGAGGGAAACCUGGGUUUAGUUCUUCCGCAGGGAGCGGGAGAGACGCUUUCGCGGAUAGUCAACUGCUGGCAAAGAAUUGUCUCUGGGCUGAAAGCUCCCGGAGGCCCGGCUCCGCAGAGGUCAGGGUGUGGUUGCUCUGAGAGCCGAAGGCUAGUGUAGCCCGCCGGGGCACAUAGGGACCCGGAGCCAGGCAGGAGAACCAAGGGAGAGGACAACGCCGGGAUCCGACCCAGCUACGGGGAUCCGGGCCCGGCCGGCUGCUUGGCCUCUCGGCCCUCGCAGCCCUUUUUUCCUCCGCCCUCCGAGAGACACCUUGGCAGCUUCUUUGCCCCAAGGGAUCUUUCCUUUGGACCCCUGGGGUGGGAUGUCUCAGGGCCGGCGGAAUCCGACUCACCUUCCCCGCUGGGCAGCCCGGGACUAAAUUAAUCAGCCUGCGCCCCCACCCUCUUGUCCUGGACCCGGCCCUCUUAAGCGCGUUCUGCCUGGGUGUGUACGGGGGAUGCUUCUGUGCGCUGGCGCCAGGGCACUCUGGCUUCCCUCCCCGUCCGUGCGUGUCCACUCGGAGGCUCUCUCGGGCCGAGCCUUUCCUUUUGCCGGCUGGGCCCAGUGGCCGAAGAGGGGUACGCGAGUGGGGCGGGCUGGUGGAGCGAGCCCUGGAGAGGCGGACAGGAGGGCGGCGGAGAGCGCUGGGCCGGUUGUCUCCAGCGCGCACUAUCGCGGGCGCGUAGUAGAUGUCGCUGUUGUCCGUGCUUACGCGGCCGGCCGGCCGGGCUCUGGAGCACGUGACCUGAGAGGAGGCUGCGGCUCAAGGCCAUUUUCAAAUCUCAUUGGCUUGGUUGUCAUGUGGUCGGCAGAGGCAUCCACAAUUACACGGGGAAUGUUUUCCUAGAGAUGUCAGCCUACAAAGGACACAAUCUCUCUUCUUCAAAUUCCUCCCCAAAAUGUCCUUUCCCAACAGCUCUCCUGCUGCUAAUACUUUUUUAGUAGAUUCCUUGAUCAGUGCCUGCAGGAGUGACAGUUUUUAUUCGAGCAGCGCCAGCAUGUACAUGCCACCACCUAGCGCAGACAUGGGGACCUAUGGAAUGCAAACCUGUGGACUGCUCCCGUCUCUGGCCAAAAGAGAAGUGAACCACCAAAAUAUGGGUAUGAAUGUGCAUCCUUAUAUACCUCAAGUAGACAGUUGGACAGACCCGAACAGAUCUUGUCGAAUAGAGCAACCUGUUACACAGCAAGUCCCCACUUGCUCUUUCACCACCAACAUUAAGGAAGAAUCCAAUUGCUGCAUGUAUUCUGAUAAGCGCAACAAACUCAUUUCGGCCGAGGUACCUUCUUACCAGAGGCUGGUCCCUGAGUCUUGUCCCGUUGAGAACCCUGAGGUUCCCGUCCCUGGAUAUUUUAGACUGAGUCAGACCUACGCCACCGGGAAAACCCAAGAGUACAAUAACAGCCCCGAAGGCAGCUCCACUGUCAUGCUCCAGCUCAACCCUCGUGGCGCGGCCAAGCCGCAGCUCUCCGCUGCCCAGCUGCAAAUGGAAAAGAAGAUGAACGAGCCCGCGAACGGCCAGGAGCCCACCAAAGUCUCUCAGGUGGAGAGCCCCGAGGCCAAAGGCGGCCUUCCUGAAGAGAGAAGCUGCCUGGCUGAGGUCUCCGUGUCCAGUCCCGAAGUGCAGGAGAAGGAAAGCAAAGAGGAAAUCAAGUCUGAUACACCAACCAGCAAUUGGCUCACUGCAAAGAGUGGCAGAAAGAAGAGGUGCCCUUACACUAAGCACCAAACGCUGGAAUUAGAAAAAGAGUUCUUGUUCAAUAUGUACCUCACCCGCGAGCGCCGCCUAGAGAUCAGUAAGAGCGUUAACCUCACCGACAGGCAGGUCAAGAUUUGGUUUCAAAACCGCCGAAUGAAACUCAAGAAGAUGAGCCGAGAGAACCGGAUCCGAGAACUGACCGCCAACCUCACGUUUUCUUAGGUCUGAGGCCGGUCAGAGGCCAGGAUUGGAGAGGGGACACCCCGUUCCAGGGCCCAGUGCUGGAGGACUGGGAAAGCGGAAACAAAACCUUCACCGCUCUUUGUUUUUUGUUUUGUUGUAUUUUGUUUUCCUGCUAGAAUGUGACUUUGGGGUCAUUAUGUUCGUGCUGCAAGUGAUCUGUAAUCCUUAUGAGUAUAUAUAUAUAUAUAUAUAUUAAAAAACUUAGCACGUGUAAUUUAUUAUUUUUUCAUCGUAAUGCAGGGUAACUAUUACUGCACAUUUUCAUUUGGGUCUUAACUUAUUGUAGAGCAUCCAUCCAUCCAUCCAUCCAGCAAUGUGACUUUUUCAUGUCUUUCCUAACACAAAAGGCUCUGUGUGUGUGGUUAGUACAUGAAUUCAUGGCAUUUUGAAUACAUCCAGUACUUUUAAAAUGACAUAUAUAUUUAAAAUAAAAUAUUAAGAAAACCCACAAGCUUGGAGGGAGGGGGACUAAAAAAGCACAUUCCAAUGUAUCUUUUCACAAAUGAAUUUAGCAAUUGUCUUUGGUGAGAUGGAACAUUGACGAUUUAUGCCUUGUAGCCUUUCCCUUGUGGUGCAUCUGUGGUUUGGUAGAAGUACAACAGCAACCUGUCCUUUCUGUGCAUGUUCUGGUCGCAUGUAUAAUGCAAUAAACUCUGGAAACCAGUUC
This is a messenger RNA of Saimiri boliviensis boliviensis (Bolivian squirrel monkey), 2679 nucleotides long. It is a transcript of the gene HOXD10, whose product is annotated as homeobox D10. Gene Ontology annotation, molecular function: DNA-binding transcription factor activity, RNA polymerase II-specific; RNA polymerase II cis-regulatory region sequence-specific DNA binding. Gene Ontology annotation, cellular component: nucleus. The record is from RefSeq and is a predicted model, not a curated record. NCBI's taxonomy places the organism in Eukaryota, Metazoa, Chordata, Mammalia, Primates, Cebidae. Gene Ontology annotation, biological process: regulation of transcription by RNA polymerase II.